Molecule: messenger RNA, 1613 nt
Organism: Betta splendens (Siamese fighting fish)
Lineage: Eukaryota; Metazoa; Chordata; Actinopteri; Anabantiformes; Osphronemidae
Gene: samsn1a
Product: SAM domain, SH3 domain and nuclear localisation signals 1a
Exons: 8
Coding region: 86-1135 (349 amino acids)
Molecular function (GO): protein binding
Source: RefSeq, a predicted model, not a curated record
AGUUAACACUUGAGUGUCACGACAGAGGGUUCAGACGUAGAGAGGGGCAGACUGAGAUCUGAGAUUCACAUCCAAACUGCACGAAAUGUUACAGAGAACAGCAUCCAACGUGUCAGACAAAGCAAAGAGCAACAAGCCAAAGCGCUCAACAAGCUUUGGCAGGUUUGAGGGUCUGCGUCAUCACUCCCCACAAGCUAAAACAGAAGAAAAUGGGUCAAAUAUGCUCACAGAAGAAUGUGAGAGUCCAGACUCAAACAAAUCAGUUGGACUGGGGAAGAAGAUGAAGGCCAUUUCGCUGACCAUGCGCAGAAAAAUGGGCAAAAAACACGCAAAGUCAUUAUCUGAGGAAACAGCUGAUGACACAGACAAGGACCCAGAGGUGGAGACAGAUGGCAGCCCUGCAGCCGAGAAAACCUCUGCAAAGACAUGCAACUCCCUAGAGAGUCUUUACAGCGGCCAGAGCUCCUCCAGUGGUGUGACCAGUGAAUCCAAUGGCUCUGGUCAGAGGGACAGUCUGAGGCUGGAGGAGGAUGGUUCCUACCAGGGGCAGUUCUGUGGCAGAGCUCGUGUCCACACAGACUUUGUUCCCAGCCCGUACGACACAGAUUCCCUCAAACUAAAGGUGGGCGACAUCAUCAACAUCAUCAGUAAGCCUCCGAUGGGCAUCUGGACAGGCAUGCUAAACAAUAAAGUGGGCAACUUCAAGUUCAUCUAUGUGGACAUUUUGGUGGAGAAGGAGGAGGAAGAAGCUCCCAAGAUCCGACAACAGAAGCUCUGCAAAAGGCCGCGGCCCAAAACCUUGCUGGAGUUACUCGAGCGGCUCAAUCUCAAGGAGUACGCCUCGGCCCUGCUGCUCAACGGCUACGAGACGGUGGAGGACCUGAUGCACCUGCAGGAGAAACACCUGAUAGAGCUGAACGUCAAAGACCCCGAGCACAGACAAAGGCUUCUCGCUGCUGCUGAAUGCCACUACACGGAAGGUAAUGAUGUCAAGGAUGAGGAGGAGCGUAAUUCCUCCCACAGUCCACAGGAGGAAGACAGUGACUGUCCCAGAGACUCAGGCUGCUUCAUCCCAUCUGAAUGUUCAGACGUCAAAGAAGAAGCGGAUCAACUCACAGACACUGUUGAUUCUUAAUGUGCUCAGUUUGACAGAUGGAUAUUAUUAUUAUAAGUUUUGGGGGUAACAUAGAGGAUACAUUGUGAUACAAUGAUUUCUAUUCACGUCAUCUGAUCCAUUUGUCACUUAUAAAGAUAAUACGAAGAUUUUUUUUUUAUUUUACAUGUACGUUAUUCAAAUAAUGACAUUGAUUAAAGAUCACAUAUUUAUUGCAUUUAAAAUCAUUCUGUGUCUCCACAUAUAAAGCCUUUAUUUAUCUCAACUACGUUUUUACCUUUUUCAUGACAUCUGUUUUUUAAACUUUUUUUGUUGCUGUUGUUUUCUUUGGUUAAAUAAUGUAUAUUCAGAUAUUGGCCUAUAAUGUAAACUGUACAUAAUUUUUUUUCUUGUGUUUGUGAAUGUCAGUCAGAAAGUCAGAAAUGUCAGGGUUUGAUCUGUUUGCACGUUUUGUAUAUAAAAGUAAUAAUAAUAAUAAUAAUAAUAAUUUAAAAGUGUU